This is a messenger RNA of Colletotrichum higginsianum IMI 349063, 954 nucleotides long. RefSeq names its product Mitochondrial carrier. The transcript is spliced from 4 exons. The record is from RefSeq and is a predicted model, not a curated record. NCBI's taxonomy places the organism in Eukaryota, Fungi, Ascomycota, Sordariomycetes, Glomerellales, Glomerellaceae. Bases 1 to 954 code for a protein of 317 amino acids. Gene Ontology annotation, biological process: transmembrane transport.
AUGCAGUUCGUCCGCUUUCGCGAAACCGUCUCCCAGCCCGUCAUCGCAGCCUUCUGUGCCGGAGGUGUAGCCGGCGCUGUGUCACGAACCGUCGUGUCGCCCCUCGAGCGCCUCAAAAUUCUUUUCCAAGUCCAGAGCGUCGGAAGAGAUGCCUACAAGCUGUCCGUAGGCCAGGGUCUAGCAAAGAUGUGGAGAGAGGAAGGCUGGAGAGGGUUCAUGAGAGGCAAUGGAACCAACUGUGUUCGCAUUGUGCCCUACUCAGCCGUUCAAUUCGGAAGCUACAACUUUUACAAGAGGAGCAUAUUUGAGAACACCCCUGGUGCAGACCUCUCUCCGCUUGCCCGUCUGACCUGCGGUGGCAUUGCAGGCAUCACCUCUGUCUUCUUCACAUACCCCCUUGACAUUGUUCGCACCCGACUUUCCAUUCAGUCUGCGUCCUUUGCCGAGCUGGGCCCCAAGUCUGAGCAGCUCCCUGGCAUGUGGGCCACCAUGACCAAGAUGUACCAGACGGAAGGCGGCGUCUCUGCCCUGUACAGAGGCAUUGUUCCCACUGUUGCUGGUGUCGCUCCCUACGUCGGCCUUAACUUCAUGGUCUAUGAAUGGGUUCGUAAAUACCUAACCCCUGAGGGCGACAAGAACCCCAGCGCUGUCCGGAAGCUGCUGGCUGGUGCCAUCUCUGGCGCUGUUGCUCAGACCUGCACCUACCCCUUCGACGUCCUGCGUCGAAGGUUUCAGAUCAACACUAUGACGGGCAUGGGCUACCAAUACAAGUCCAUUUCUGAUGCCGUCAAGGUCAUUGUUGCCCAAGAGGGCAUUAAGGGCAUGUACAAGGGCAUCGUCCCUAAUUUGCUCAAGGUCGCGCCCAGCAUGGCUUCCAGCUGGCUCAGCUUCGAGCUGUCUCGCGACUUCUUGGUCUCUCUUAAGCCCGAGGCCGACUCGGAGGCGACCCUCUGA